AUGGGCAGGGAGUGCGAGUUUGCUGUCAUCAAUGGAAAUAUAGCCAACGUGUGUUGCUCAAAUCCGGUGUAAUUUUUCGGCCAAACCGGCAGAGGAUAUAAGCAGAAUUACUGUAAACAUCAUGCCCGAAGCAGUGUGAUUCCUGUCAGCAGAAGAAAACUAUAUUUAUCAGUUGCCAAGAUGGUGCUACAACCGUUGGAAUUUAGCGAGUGCUACCUCGACAGUCCUGAAUUUCGAGAUAGUUUACACUCGCAUGAAAAUGAACUUGAACACACGAAUAAGGCGAUUAAAGAGUUGAUACGGGAUGGUAAAGCAUUAUUAGCCGCCGCAAGAAAUCUAUCGAAGGCACAGAGAGCAUUCUCAGACACACUGAUCACGUUCAACUUUGAGUGCAUUGGAAUGUCCCAGACUGAUGAUGAAAUUGACAUUUCUGGUGAGGAGCAAACUUCAUGGUCAGCUCAAUCGCUGAAGGAGUUUGGGCGACUUAUUGCAUCAAUAGAAGAUGAGAGAGAUCGCAUGCUGGAACAUGCCAAGGAUCAGCUUAUUAUCCCUCUGGAGGCCUUCAGGAAGGACCAGAUCGGCUCCGCAAAGGAAGCGAAGAAGCAAUUUGAGAAGCAGACAGAGAAGUUCUGCAAGUCGCUGGACAACCACGUCGGUUUGACAACAAAGAAGAAGGAGACCUCAUUACUGGAGGCUGAUGCUGCCCUAGAGCUGGAGAGACGAGAUUUCCAUAGAGAGUCUUUGAUGUACGCUCGCAUCCUUCAAGAAGUGCAAGAGAAGAAGAAAUUUGAGUUUGUAGAGACGUUACUGGGAUUCAUGUACAGCUGGUUGACAUUCUAUCAUCAAGGUCAUGAAGUUGCGACGGAAUUCAAACCAUACACAACAGAGUUGCAGCUAAAGCUACAGAAUAUCCGAGAUGGGUUCGACAUCACAAAGCAGGAGGCGGAAACCCUGAUGAAUAAGAUGAUGGAGGUGAGGAAACCACACGAACAAGUUACGUCUAGUAAAGGUAGUGAGGGAUACUUGUACAUUUAUGAAAAAAGGGCUCUUGGUUCUAACUGGGUGAAACAUUACUGCCGCUAUAGCAAAGACACCAAGAUACUAAAGCUCAUCCCAUUUGUCCAAACACUGCCCAAACCGACAACAGAAGAUCAAGUCACUGUAACAUCCUGCACAAGGAGAAUGACAGACUCAAUAGAGAAACGAUUCUGCUUUGAUAUCACAACAAUGGAAAAGCCUCACAUUCUCACAUUACAAGCAAUCUCAGAGAAGGAGAGGACACAGUGGAUGUUGGCAAUGGGAGGAAAGGAACCAAUCUACAUAAAUCCUGCGCACAUCUCUAAAAAAGACGACAAUUUGCUCAACGACAUUGGUUUCCAUUUCAUCAAGAAAUGUAUAGAGGCUAUUGAAAGUCGGGGAUUGGAAGAUCAAGGCUUGUACAGAGUAGUUGGUGUCAACUCCAAAGUCAUGAGACUGACUUCUCUCUGCCUGGCAGACAAGAGGAAACCACAGAACGUCAAUUUAUCAGACUCCGGUGAAUGGGAGAUUAAGACUAUCACUAGCGCCCUCAAGAACUACUUCAGGAACCUGCCUGAGCCAUUGAUGUCAUUCAGGCUUCAUGAUCAAUUCAUUGCUGCAGCGAAACAAGAAACAAAAACAUUACGAGUGAACGACAUCCACGCAUUGGUCCAUCAACUGGAGGAGCCUAACUUUGAGAUGUUGGAUUUCCUUAUAUCACAUUUAAGAAGGGUCGCUGAUCAGGCAGAGACGAACCUGAUGACAGUGACCAACCUCGGGGUGUGCUUUGGACCGACACUGAUGCGUCCAGAGGAGGAGACGAUGAAAGCCAUCAUGGACAUCAAGUUCUCUAAUAUUGUCAUUGAGAUUCUUAUCAAGCACUAUCAGAAGAUAUUCAAAUUCAACCCAGACAGCGGAGGAGGAUCUCAGUUCCGUAAUGUCGCCCCGUCCUCGGCCUCUAUCCUCUCCAAUUCAUCUGCCUCGUCCGUCUCCAGUGUCUCAUCCUCCCAGAUGUCACCAAGAAACGGAAAGCAGCUGCCUCAGACGCCAAAGACCGACCCGAUGUCCACCCAGCGCUACAUCCCGCACUCGCAGAUGCCGUCGACAGGGCGGGACCAGUCGCCGAGACGAACAGUAGUGGAGCCCCAGUACAGUUCCAGCAGCAGUCGAGAGUCGAUCAGCUCCCAGUCCUCCAUCUCAACUCACUCCUCCAGCUCCUCACCGCCCUCCAAUAAGAAAGCAAACUCACUUUCUACAGUCUUCUGGAGGUCCAUACAAAUGCGGAAAUACCCAAAGUACCACACAUACCACGGUAAAAAUGAAGAAGACGACACUGUGUGCCACGCUAGUAAAACACCACCGCUAUGUUUACCAGGAAGUCUCGAGGAUACUAGACAAUUAUCAGUAAUGCCUCUAUCAUCGAGGCCGCCUCAUGACUUAGCACAGCCUCUUAAAGGCGCACCAAGCACUAUUAUAAGACCACCCCUGGCAAGAGCAGAUGAAAUAUUUGAUAGAGAUUGUCGUGAUGUACAGACACGAAACAAGAGUGCUUCCGCUAGCUCUAAUACAAGCUCAUCCUCAGCCUCUCAAUCCAGCAGUUCAGAUACUUCUGGAUUCCAACCUGCUAUUAGUGAUAUUAGACGUUUAAUUGAAUCAGAUCCUAGUAAAAAGGAUAUUUGUGUGAGGACGUUAUAUGCAUGUGAUGCUGACAACGAAUCAGAGCUCUCGUUUGUUCCAAAUCAGAUCAUAAUUAAUGUUAAGGCAUCGAAAGAGAAAGGUUGGCUCCUAGGUACACUGAACGGCAAAACAGGUCUAGUUCCCGAAAACUAUGUAGAAAUGCUACCAGGGCCAAGCACCUAGCGACAGUUCCCUCCCAAAAGACGUUAGUACCAGUAUAAAUAAAUCCCCCCACAUUUUAACUACUGUAAUUCAUAAAAUUUUGUAAGACGGUUCUCCGUAUAUGUGAAAAUGUAGUCCGGUACACCCCUGUCGAGAUAUUCCCUUUUUGUAAAGAGAUAAGAGGAAACGUUUUACGAGUUUGGUUAUAGGGCUCUGUUUUUUAAAGGGUUGGGUUUUGUUACGGAUAUAGUUCUUGUAGGACAGAGGUAGACUUUUUCCCAAGACAUGACAAAAUUGAUGAUACAGUUUUACUCUAUAUUAGGGGUUGAUGUGGAAGUGUGCUUUGUGAGUGCUGAGUGAACUGACCCUGUUAUGGUAAAGAGGGUAGGUGCAUGAUGCAUAAUAAGAAAGGAUGAGCAUAAGUAAUAUCUUUGGAUGUUCUUUUGCUCUUGCUCUUGAAGGAAACUUCGGUGGAGUUAGUGUCAGACACUUAUUCUAACCACACUCCAGCCAUGUCGCUUUGAAAAAGAGAUUCAUAAAAAUUGGAGUAUAGAUACAGUAUGAACCAAGCUGUCCCAAUUGGGAGUUGUUGUUCUGAUUAGAACUCCUUUCACCCAAUAAGGGUUUGUCCAACUUAACAGACCUUUGGGAAGCUCUCCCAAUUGGAAUCUGCUGUCCCGAUUAGGACUACUUUCACCCAAUUAGGAUUGGUCCAACGCAAGAGACCUUUGGGAAGCUCUCCCAAUUGGGAGCUGCUGUCCCGAUUAGAACUUGUGUCUCCAAAGUAGUCAUUUUUCCUGAUCGGGAUAAUUUGGGUGACAACAUCAACCAAGCUAUCUCAAAUAGGAGCUAAUCCUUCCACUUUAACUCUUUUUACCCAAUCUGGAUACCUUAUGGUCAGAGUAAUAAUCAUCCCCAAUUGGGAUGUGUCUCCAUUAGAAUGUUUGACUCCCAACCCUCAAACAACAAGAGCAUACGCUAUUUAAGUCAGCAAGGUGGUUGGCAAAGGGAAUGUCAUGUACUUAAUAGAAAAUAGAUAGUUGUACAAUUAUAUUUAAAAAAGUGAAAGCUCAAAAUGGAAAAAAAACAAAAACCUUUUUAUAAUUUCUAUAAUAAUGAGGGAGAUUUUGAGAACCAGCGGUAGGAUUUUGGUUUGUAUUUAAUCCAAGUAGAAAAACCAAUCUAUUUUGUGUUGGAUCUCGAAACCUUGCUGAUUUUGGAACGGGGAAAAAGUUUGUACUACUACUACGUUGUAUUGUUAACACUAAUACUUAACAAAUUCAUGUAUAUACUAUGUUAAUAAUUAUGUGCAUCUACUGGUAAAUCAAUGCUGCAGUGACAGCAUGAAGAAUGUAUAGAUUAUACAUAGUUGGCCUAUUAAAGCCAUGAAAUCGUCUUAGGCUUAGGAAUUUCAUUUUCACUACUGUGUCCUUGAAAAUGUGUAAUAAUAUGACUCCAAAUAUAAAUAAGUGAUUUUUGUUUUGUUUUUGCUUGAGCUGAAUUUUUACUUGGAAAAUCCAAAUCGUGAAGACCUAAAUAUUGUAUGGUUACCGUUCUUUUUAAAAAUUAGAGCUAUAUCUUAACUAAACUGGUACCCUGUAUUUAUACUACAUUCCUUGAUGUAGACUUUGUAUGUCUAGCUGUAUAUAGACCGACUGGGAACCAGUGUACCUAACUUCUACAUUUUGUACCAUACAUAGGCAUUUAGACAAAUUGUGUGUAAUUUUCAUGUUGCAAUGUUCUGUAUGUAAGAAUAAUUUUUAUCACUGGACUUACUCCCCAUUUAAUGUGUGCGGUGAUUUGGACCCUUUUUAAACUAGUGCUUCAAUUUAUUUCUGUUUUUUUUUAAUCUCAAUUGAGCAAGAACAUAUAGGGAACUAUCCAGCCAUAAUGUACAAUCCUUUUGGCUGGUCACCAGGGCCCAAUUUAAAAAGGCUAAGCAAAAAUAGCAGAGCACCAGUGGCAAUAACAUUACAGGCAAAUUUGGCUGGUAGAACAUCUCUGCUAAGCAACAUUUUCUGUGUUGAGCAAUUGUUUGUGAUGACCUGCUCUUCAUUUUGUUAAGCUGCUUAGGCACAUGAGAGUAGCUAAGCACAACAUAAUAAGGUUACUACCAUUUCCGUAUGUACCAUCUAUGACUGGUAUCCUGUUCAUACAGAUAAAAGUAUUGUACAUCAAAUGUCAUCGCGGCUGGUAACCUCAAUAUUCAUCUGCUGUGCUUAGGAAUGUAUUUGAUUUUACUAGCUUUAUGGGUUUGUACCAAGCCUUUUCUUUAGGCUCUGCUAAUUUAUUCCUCCAUGGGCUGUCACCAGUUCAAAUUCUGGCUGCGGGUUCCGGACUCCAUGUCAAAUAACUGUGCAAAAUGUACACGGCUCUAAAAUUUAUGACGGAUCCCAAGACAAAGCAUAGGUUUGGCGAAAGCCCAACGAAAAUUUGCCUCACUGUUCUUUAAUUUGUGCAUAGAACCUUACAGAUGAAUGGAUACGCCAGUCUUUGCAAUCUAGGAAAUUUGCUUUUUUAUUCCUACCCUGAUCUGAUCAUCUGACCUCAUACUUCGAGGCUCGUGAACAUUUCGAGGCUUGUUUAUCCUUGCGGAUAAAGACAGGGGCCCAGUCUAGUCUAUAUUAUUCCAUGUGCAAGUUUAUCUUUGGACACUCACUGACCAUGAUGGAAUAACACUCAGCGUUAUUAAAGUGAAAAUUUACAAACAAACACAGGUGGUUGAUCAAUAGUUAUAGGUGAAGCGUAAACACUAAAUCAAUAUUUAAUGAAUAGCCCUUUUAAAGGCAAUGGACACGUUUGGUUAUUUUCAGAGACCAGUAUUCUGACUUGGUGAAUAUAAUAUUAUGCAUGUAAUAACAAACCUGUGAACUCUUUGGUUCAAUGGGUCGUCACAAGAAAAUACUGAAGGGAAAAAAACCUUGCCGCACAAAUUUGUAUGCUUCAGGCCUGAGGUCUUUCUCAGAUUCAAAUAAUUUAGUGA
Messenger RNA from Asterias rubens (European starfish), 5839 nucleotides. Its product is annotated as rho GTPase-activating protein 26-like. Gene Ontology annotation, cellular component: cytoplasm. Gene Ontology annotation, biological process: signal transduction. Lineage: Eukaryota; Metazoa; Echinodermata; Asteroidea; Forcipulatida; Asteriidae. The record is from RefSeq and is a predicted model, not a curated record. Gene Ontology annotation, molecular function: protein binding; GTPase activator activity.